AUGCCCACUUUCUUUUGGCAACCAAGGUCCAAGCACAUUGAGCCUGCCGUGUGUCAUGAAGGCGAAAAAUCUCCUCCACAAACCUUCCUUACUCCCAUUGGCACGACGACAACACCCAUUGUCUUCCCUACCUAUGUUGUUACUACGCAAAAGUACCUCAACGAUCCCAUGCGUAUUACAAGCACCCCAGAUGUCCUAGGCCAUUUCCACGACCCCAUGAGUCUUCACUACAAAGGACGUCGAGCACCUUUUUCUUAUGAUUUUACCAACACUGGAGCUUAG
Molecule: messenger RNA, 282 nt
Organism: Lichtheimia ornata
Lineage: Eukaryota; Fungi; Mucoromycota; Mucoromycetes; Mucorales; Lichtheimiaceae
Exons: 1
Coding region: 1-282 (93 amino acids)
Source: RefSeq, a predicted model, not a curated record